Molecule: messenger RNA, 3954 nt
Organism: Pteronotus mesoamericanus
Lineage: Eukaryota; Metazoa; Chordata; Mammalia; Chiroptera; Mormoopidae
Gene: CLSTN3
Product: calsyntenin 3
Exons: 18
Coding region: 283-3156 (957 amino acids)
Biological process (GO): homophilic cell-cell adhesion; positive regulation of synaptic transmission; positive regulation of synapse assembly
Cellular component (GO): cell surface; postsynaptic membrane
Molecular function (GO): calcium ion binding; X11-like protein binding; kinesin binding
Source: RefSeq, a predicted model, not a curated record
GGAGAGAGGUAGAGAGAGAGCGAGAGCGAGAGAGCUAGGACGCGGGGCUGGAGAGCGAACGAGAAGCCACUGCAAGUCCCCCACCUCAACCACCCAGGUUGGGGUCUGCCCAGGUCUGCUCUAUGGAGUAGUGUGGGUGGCAGGCUCCUGUCUGUCUCUGCCCUGCUGCCCGCUUUCUUCCCUCCCCUCCCUGCAUCCCUCCCCCAAGGUGCACUAAGGGGCUGGAGGCUCCCAGGGGGGAGUAAUCGCCUGGCCCUGCCCUGCCCUACACCGCACCAUACCAUGACCCUCCUGCUGCUGCCCCUCUUGCUGGCCUCCCUACUUCCCUUCAGCUCCUGUAACAAAGCCAACAAGCACAAGCCAUGGAUUGAGGCAGAAUACCAGGGCAUCGUCAUGGAGAACGAUAACACGGUCCUGCUGAACCCCCCACUCUUUGCCUUGGACAAGGAUGCCCCCCUGCGCUAUGCAGGUGAGAUCUGUGGCUUCCGGCUCCACGGGUCUGGGGUGCCCUUUGAGGCUGUGAUUCUGGACAAAGCAACAGGAGAAGGACUGAUUCGGGCCAAGGAGCCAGUGGACUGUGAGGCCCAGAAGGAGCAUACCUUCACCAUCCAGGCCUAUGACUGUGGCGAGGGCCCUGAUGGAGCCAACACCAAGAAGUCCCACAAGGCAACCGUGCAUGUGCGGGUCAAUGAUGUGAACGAGUUUGCCCCUGUGUUUGUGGAGCGGCUGUACCGAGCUGCAGUGACAGAGGGGAAGCUGUAUGACCGCAUCCUGCGGGUGGAAGCCAUUGAUGGUGACUGCUCCCCCCAGUACAGCCAGAUCUGCUACUACGAGAUCCUGACGCCCAACACACCCUUCCUCAUCGACAAUGAUGGGAACAUUGAGAACACAGAGAAGCUGCAGUACAGUGGUGAGAAACUCUACAAGUUUACAGUGACAGCUUAUGACUGUGGGAAGAAGCGGGCGGCAGAUGACGCCCAGGUGGAGAUCCAGGUGAAGCCCACCUGUAAACCCAGCUGGCAAGGCUGGAACAAAAGAAUUGAAUAUGCACCAGGGGCUGGGAGCUUGGCUUUGUUCCCUGGUAUCCGCCUGGAGACCUGUGAUGAACCUCUCUGGAAUAUUCAGGCCACCAUAGAGCUGCAGACCAGCCAUGUGGCCAAGGGCUGCGACCGAGACAACUACUCGGAGCGGGCACUGCGGAAACUCUGCGGUGCUGCCACUGGGGAGGUGGAUCUGUUGCCCAUGCCUGGCCCCAAUGCCAACUGGACAGCGGGACUCUCAGUGCACUACAGCCAGGACAGCAGCCUUAUCUACUGGUUCAAUGGCACUCAAGCUGUGCAGGUGCCCGUGGGUGGCACAGCUGGGCUGGGCUCUGGGCCCCAGGACAGCCUCAGUGACCACUUUACCUUGUCCUUCUGGAUGAAGCAUGGUGUAACUCCCAACAAGGGCAAGAAGGAAGAGGAAACCAUCGUGUGUAACACUGUGCAGAAUGAGGACGGCUUCUCUCACUACUCACUGACGGUCCAUGGCUGCAGAAUUGCCUUCCUCUACUGGCCUCUGCUUGAGAGUGCCCGCCCAGUCAAAUUCCUCUGGAAGCUGGAGCAGGUCUGUGACGAUGAGUGGCACCACUAUGCUUUGAACCUGGAGUUCCCCACAGUCACACUCUAUGCUGAUGGCAUCUCCUUUGACCCUGCCCUCAUCCACGACAAUGGUCUCAUCCACCCACCCCGAAGGGAACCUGCUCUCAUGAUCGGGGCCUGCUGGACUGAGGAGAAGAACAAGGAGAAGGAAAAAGGAGGAGACAACAGUACGGACACCACACAAGGAGACCCCUUGCAGAUCCACCACUACUUCCACGGCUACCUGGCUGGUUUCAGCGUACGCUCAGGCCGCCUGGAGAGCCGCGAGGUCAUCGAGUGCCUCUAUGCAUGUCGGGAGGGGCUGGACUAUAGGGAUUUCGAGAGCCUGGGCAAAGGCAUGAAGGUCCACGUGAACCCCUCGCAGUCCCUGCUCACCCUGGAGGGGGAUGAUGUGGAGACCUUCAACCAUGCCCUGCAGCAUGUGGCUUACAUGAACACUCUGCGCUUUGCCACGCCUGGCGUCAGGCCCCUGCGCCUCACCACUGCCGUCAAGUGCUUCAGUGAAGAAUCCUGCGUCUCCAUCCCUGAAGUGGAAGGCUACGUGGUGGUCCUCCAGCCUGAUGCUCCCCAAAUCCUGUUGAGUGGCACUGCUCACUUUGCCCGCCCAGCCGUGGACUUCGAGGGAUCUGAGGGGGUCGCUUUGUUCCCAGAUCUUCAAAUCACUUGCUCCAUUUCUCACCAGGUGGAAGCCAAAAAGGAUGAGAGUUGGCAGGGCACAGUGACAGACACACGCAUGUCAGACGAGAUCGUGCAUAACCUGGAUGGCUGUGAGAUUUCUCUGGUGGGGGAUGACCUGGACCCGGAGCGGGAAAGCCUGCUCUUAGACAUGGCAUCCUUGCAACAGCGAGGCCUGGAGCUCACCAAUACGUCAGCCUACCUCACCAUUGCUGGGGUGGAGAGCAUCACUGUGUAUGAAGAGAUCCUGAGGCAGGCGCGAUAUCGGCUGCGCCACGGAGCUGCCCUCUACGCCAGAAAGUUCCGGCUUUCCUGCUCAGAAAUGAAUGGUCGUUACUCCAGCAAUGAAUUCAUUGUGGAGGUCAACGUCCUGCACAGCAUGAACCGGGUUGCUCACCCCAGCCAUGUGCUCAGCUCCCAGCAGUUCCUGCACCGUGGUCACCAGCCACCUCCUGAGAUGGCUGGACACAGCUUGGCCAGCUCCCACCGAAACUCCAUGGUCCCCAGUGCAGCGACUCUCAUCAUUGUGGUAUGCGUGGGCUUCCUGGUGCUCAUGGUCAUCCUGGGCCUGGUGAGAAUCCACUCCCUUCACCGCCGGGUCUCAGGAGCCGGCGGCCCCCCGGGGGCCUCCAGUGACCCCAAGGACCCGGACCUCUUCUGGGAUGACUCCGCUCUCACCAUUAUUGUGAACCCCAUGGAGUCCUACCAGAAUCGGCAAGCCUGUGGGGUGGGGCCUGCCGGUGGCCAGCAGGAAGAUGAGGACAGCAGUGACUCAGAGGCAGCUGACUCGCCCAGCAGCGAUGAGAGACGCAUCAUUGAGACCCCCCCACACCGCUACUAAAGCCUACACCCCUCCCCAAACAGAGAAAGAAUUCUGCCCUGGUGAGGCAGAGACACCCCCAGAAAAGAGAGAAGGACAUUCUGAGAGAAGAGGGACCAAGAGGGAGAGAGCUUGAGUCAUCCUUUAAUUUCAAAACCCAGUGGGUCCCAUUGGAGUCUGCCCUCGUCAGUCCCCAGCCCGCCUCCCUCCCAUGCCUCUGGGCUCCUAUUCUCCCAGUGUGGAUGACGCUGGCUGCCUUUUCUGCCUCUCAGGGCAGCCUUCUCCUAGCUCACCUGUGUCUCUGUCUCUCCCCCCACCAACCAGGCUCUCUAUGGGUUGGGGGGAGGCGAGGGGGUGUCAGUAGCAAUGGCAGCAGCCAAGGAUGGGAUUGAAGGAACCCCCUGCCUUUCCCUACUCUCCUCUCCGUGAGGCCUUCCUCCCCCAGCUCCCUCCGACAGGGCCUUCCUGCUUCUCUGAUGAUCUCCCGCCUCUCCAUCUCACUCUGGGGAUCCCUGCUCCUUCCCCAUGCCCCCUUUCCUUCCUUUGUUGUCCUCUUUCCCCUCCUGUCCCGGCCUGAGGUCCUGCAGCCCCUGCCCCUUCCUACAUGACUUGGUCAUGGUUAGGUUGUGGGGGGUGGGAGUGGGAGUAGGGGCCCCGGUGUAUUAUAUAUAAUGUAUAUUUUUUCAUGUUGUCGUGAGCACAGCCCCUGUGUUCCAUGUGCAGCUCACAGCCUUGUGUGUGCGUGUGGCAUCGUCAUGUCCUGGGGUGGGGGUAGGGGAUUGGUGUGGUGAGGGAGGGGACACACCUGAGGGUUUUCAA